AUGAGUGCAAAACGCAUUCAAAGUGUUAAAAGUGGGCCUGUGUUUAAGAGGCAACAUAAGGAUGUAAAAUUAGAAGUGAAAUUAGAUGUUAUAAAGCGUAGUGAAAGAGGUGAGCUUGCAGCCGACAUUGCUCGUAUUCUUGGUUUGCCUGCUUCGACUGUACGCUCAAUUUUUAAGAGUGUUGAUCAAAUUCGUGAAAGCACUAGAAGUACUACAAAAUGGCCAUCAAUGAAGAUAACGAAACAGAAAAGCAGUACAAUGGAGAAGAUAGAAUGUUUGCUGGCUGAUUGGAUUGAUGACUUCUAUGAAAAGAAAACGCCUGUGAUUCAGGCGAAGGCCACAAGCCUAUAUAAUGAUUUAAAGGAAAGAGAGGGAGAGAGCUCAACAGCAGAAAAGGAGACAUUCAAUGCUAAUCAUGGGUGUUUCCACAGAUUUCAGAAGAGUACCAAUCUACAUGAUGUAAAACUCAUAGAGGAAGUGGCUAGUGCAGAUGAAGAAGCUGCCAAAAUGUUUCUUGCACAGCUAAACACAAUUGUUUCGGAAGGUGGAUACUCUCCAAAACAAGUUUUUAAUGUCAACGAGAUGGGCCUUUACUGGAAGAAGAUGCCAACGAGGACUUAUAUUUCUUGUGAUGAGAAGACUGCUCCUGGAUUCAAAGCCUCAAAAGGCCGCUUAACCCUUCUGCUUGGGGGAAAUGCAGAAGGCAAUUACAAGUUGAAGCUGUUGUUUGCCUACCACAGUGAAAACCCAAGAGCAGUGAGGGGCUACAUCAAUUCUCGUCUCCCUGUAAUUUGGAAGUUGAACAGAAAGGCCUGGAUGACAUGCAAUAUUUUCCAUGAGUGGUUUGUAGACCAUGCUGUCCCUGAAUUUAAGGCUUACCACCAGAAGGAAAAUUUGGCCUUUAAGAUUCUCCUUCUGCUGGAUAACGCAAGUGUCUACAAACUGGACUACAAAGCCCUCUGCCCAAGCAUCAAAUUCCUAUUUUUGCUACCCAACACCACAUCAUUGCUGCAGCCUAUGGACCAGGGUGUAAUGGCCACACUCAAGGCUUAUUACCUACGGAGGACAUUCUCCAUGCUGAUUAAGGAGACAGCAGGCUGUCCACAGCUUCGUGGGAUUUCUGCUCUCAAGCAAGAAAUUGUCAAGUUGGCAAACAAUGUUGGUUUCGAGGAGGUGGAGGAUGAUGAUGUACAGGUGUUGUUGGAGUCUCACACUGAGCAACUGACAAAUGAGGAACUGAUUGAGCUGGACCAAUAA
Molecule: messenger RNA, 1257 nt
Organism: Mauremys reevesii (Reeves's turtle)
Lineage: Eukaryota; Metazoa; Chordata; Testudines; Geoemydidae
Product: tigger transposable element-derived protein 1-like
Exons: 2
Coding region: 1-1257 (418 amino acids)
Cellular component (GO): nucleus
Molecular function (GO): DNA binding
Source: RefSeq, a predicted model, not a curated record